AUGCAGGAGCUGAUGCCCGCCGCAUUCGGCACCGCGGUCCUCGUCGACUCCCUGCUCACCACGACGCUCGUUCUCGCCCUGCGCCAAAGCAGAACCGUGUUCAAGAGGACCGACUCGUUGAUCACCCUGCUCGUCAUGAUCAUGUACGCAGUCAACACCGGGCUUCUGACGGGGAUCUUCAGCUUCCUCUCCCUCAUAUUCGCUCUCGUCCUCCCGACCAACCUGAUCUACUUCGCCCUCACCGUCCUCACCGCGACCACCUUCUGA
This is a messenger RNA of Trametes versicolor FP-101664 SS1, 267 nucleotides long. RefSeq lists its product as uncharacterized. Lineage: Eukaryota; Fungi; Basidiomycota; Agaricomycetes; Polyporales; Polyporaceae. The record is from RefSeq and is a predicted model, not a curated record. The transcript is spliced from 5 exons. The coding region runs from base 1 to 267 and encodes 88 amino acids.